AUGGUCGAGGAACGUCUUAUCACCACGUGACUUCGCGUCAUCCUGGGAUUUUCGUAUCUGCGGGACGCGACAAGCCACGAUUAUUGAGAGAGUCUUGAGUCUCAUUACUGGUUUUCACGACAUUGUUAGCACAGUUCUCCAGAUGCAGAAGCCAUGUCGCAUGACCGCGUGAUCCAGGACUCGGAUGACGAAGACGACCAUUUCAUGGCACCUCCACAGCAGGAGACUGAUAACGCCCACACCGACGACUACCUCCAAGGCGAUGAAACAAGACACGAGGGCACAGAGCGCAACUAUGACCCGAGUAUAAACAUCGACUUCGAUCAAUAUCUCCAAUCGCAGGAAAGGUCACUACAUGGGCACUCGUCGCCUCAGCGUCCGUUAGACUCUGGAGGUGGAUCUAUGGGCUCGAUGAUGAAUGAGAUUGGCCUCGCCCAACAACGACUCUUUGACGAUGACGAGGUUCAAAUGAUCGACCCAUCGCGGCAGCAACGCCCACAGGCUGUCUACUCAGAAUCGAUGCAAACAGAGACGAUACCUCUACAAGCAGAACAGAGUGGGCCCUCAUACCCCAGCGACCCAUCUCAUGGCGUCCUCAAUAUCAAUCGCAGCUCGUUACAAGCAGGUCCUCCACUGUCAUUCAUUACACAGCCCAACACCUCCAGCCUCAAUCCCACUCCUCCCCCCCAGCAGUACGAGGCACCUCUAUCCGAUACCCCGAACCAAUAUCUGACGACUCACCCCCACGUCGAAGUGCCGAUCCAGCCGUACCAGCAACAGUUUUCAUCUAUUCCAGAGUAUGACGACUCUUCCUCCGGAGCCGUACAGACCUCUUCAUCCUUCAACGUCUUCGAAGCCUCCCUCCCACCUCUCCAGAACGUGUAUCCUAACGACCUUACCACUAAUCAUCACCACCACAACUUCCCCUACUCCGCGACAACCAUCCCCACCGAAGUCGCACUCACAUCUUCUCCUCGCCGGGUGGCCUCCCUUCAAGCCACCCCCCUUUCCCCGCACGAUACCAUACCAAUCUCCUCCGUCCCGUCAGCUGCCAAGGCAAGCCGAUCAAAGAGCGAAAGCCAUCAUCCGCAUACCACACCAAGAAGUGAUCCAAGCGCGAAUCACACCACAGCGACAACAUCACUUCUUCCCACUCAGUUGAGCACCGAUGAGCUAGUCACCAUCCAGAUCCCUGCUGCCGCGGAAACACCGAUUGUGGAAAAGAAGCGCGGCCGCAAGAUGAAGCAGCAGCAGCAGCAACAGCAGGAACAACAACAACCACCCUCACCACUACCUCCCACAGAACCAAAUGAAACGACCAACUCAACCGUAAUCAUCCUCGACGACGACAAUGAAGGAGCUGGAGCUCCUGAAGCCGGUCAAUCCACUAUCAACAUGCUCCAUACCACAGAACCUCAACCCCUUUCCCUCCCCGCAACACCUGCAACCGAACCCCCCAACAACAACAGCAGUUGCAGCAGCAGCAGCAGUAAUACAAAACCCGAGAAACGCAAACCCGGCCGCCCACCCAAGAACUCCAGACCCUCAACCUCCAACCCUAUCGAAGAACUAUCUAACCUCGAUCCUCCACACACCGCAACAACAGGACUUCUCCCUGCUACUGCUGAUGACCCACAAACCAAACCCACCACCACCACCACCACUACUACGGCCGCCCCCGCUAAAGAGCCUAAAAAGAAGAAGCUCAAACGCGGCAAAACCACCUCGGUCACGCUCACCAAAACCUACGAUUCUGACAUCGAGCCCGAUGUGAUCUGGGUCCAGGAGGAUGCGGGGGCGGAGGCAGAGGCAGAGGCAGUCCUACCCCCGGAUCAUGUUUCUAGAAGCAGCAUCCCCAACGCCUCCAACGCACAAGAGCAUUGUGAACCCCCCACAAAAACCGAAACAGCCCCGGCGCCCAAGAAACGCGGCCGUAAGAGAAAAAAUCCCGAUCCUGUCACGUCAGAGCAAGGGCCCGAGCAAGACGAACAGGAGAAUCAGGAACAGCUGAAUGAUCCGGUGCACAACCAGUAUCAACCUGACGCAAGCGAACCGCACCUGCAUGAAUCAGCGCAAGAAGAAGGCGCAGAAAUGUUGCCUCCAAAGCAACAAGCAGAUCCGACUCCGGAUCCUCCGCCCGCACCGCCUGACUCGGCAGAGCCCGACACAGUCCCUAUCACGCCGUUAAAAACAACCAAGGGUCCCACUAGGCACAGUCCUAUUUCGUCGACGAGCAAGGUGCCCUAUCGGGUGGGUCUCAGUCGGCGGGCGCGGAUCGCCCCGUUGCUGAAGGUGGUCAAGCGGUGAUGUCAGAACCUCUAUCGAGGUGUCCUAUGAGAGAAGAAAUGGUAUUUAAUGAACAUGAAUGAGUUACGACCGCAUUCUUUUCUGAC
This is a messenger RNA of Aspergillus saccharolyticus JOP 1030-1, 2393 nucleotides long. RefSeq lists its product as uncharacterized. The transcript has 2 exons. The record is from RefSeq and is a predicted model, not a curated record. Bases 154 to 2307 code for a protein of 717 amino acids. Lineage: Eukaryota; Fungi; Ascomycota; Eurotiomycetes; Eurotiales; Aspergillaceae.